GGCAGUCUUGUAUAAACUAGCCUUUGCUGAGCAGUGGGGCCCAGUGUUCCCCACCCGCUCUAAUUCUUACCUGAAUUCUUACUUUUCUUGUCUCUUUUAAGGCGUCGGCCUCUCUGUCAUCUUUCGGCCCUUUCUGCCUUCUCGACCUUUUCCUGACUUCUCCCUCCCCGCUCUUGUUCCCCUACACCUUGCUAUCUCUUGUCUUUUUUCCCUUCCCUUCGGUUUUCCCCGACCUGCCUGUUCGGGUAAUCCUGCAUGCUCCCCCCCAGGCACCUUCAAUAAAGGGCGCCCCUGUACCUCGUCUCCCAGCUCUUCACAAUUUUCGACUACCACUCACCCCCCGUGGCCCUGAAACCUUCCACAAUUUCGGGGUCCUACCACCGAAGUUGGAUGGAGACGUAUCACGGUCACGUCCGCACUCCUGCGGACGCAAUCAUUCUGUUUGAAGCAUGCCGCAUUGGUAUGCUGCCGCGUGUCCAGCGCCGGUUGUCCGAAAAGGAGCGGCAACUCAUCCAGUCCGGCUCUGUGUUUGUUUGGGAUGAGCGGGAAGCUGGCAUGCGACGCUGGACCGACGGCAAGUCAUGGAGCGCCAGUCGUGUUUCUGGGAGUUUCCUCACCUAUCGUGAGAUGGAGGGGAAGCGUGGAGGCACCAGCGUUCCCACCCAGCCUCCAAGAACUGGCAAAACACCAGACUCUGCACGCGGCAGCGAUGACGACCGGGGAGACGGCCCCGAUGAUGGUCCAGAUGGGUAUCGAUAUAAACCCGAUGGUUUAAUGAAGCAGUCGUUCAGUAUCACAACGUCGACUGGUCAGCAUCUCCACCUCAUAAGCUACUACUCCCGGUCGCAUCCCAACGCCGCGAAUCUCCUCCAGCCAUCCAAUGAUCCAGCUCUGCGAAGCGUGCGCCCGCAAAAGGGCCUCUAUCCAGAGUCGACCGUCAACGACCAGCAGAAUCUCCCUGUCGUCACUCGUGGUCCGAUGACGGGGCCUCCUUACCACCCAGUGCCCGCUCCACCACCACCUCCUCCUCACCACCAUAUGGCCCCCUACUCUCGCCCUGGCGCACCUGGACAUCCGCCGUCGUAUGCUCCUGGCUACGGAUGGCCGCCCACGCCGAUAGGCACGCCUCCCACUGUUUCAAUCCACUACCCCUACUUAUCGCCAGCACACCACCCACAACCAUAUCACCCGCUACCACCACCGCCCCAGCAGCAACCAGGCAUCCCGCCAGGCUACGAACGCGCAGUGCAUCCGAUGGAAGCCCCUGGACACCCACCGCACGUCCUGCAGCAAGCGCCUGUUUUAAUUCCCGCUCGCUCCCCUCGCGUAAUGGCCGAACCUACCCCGCCAGAGUUCGCCGUAAGCCGAGGUUCUCCACGCAUGCAGGCUGUUCAUUCAAGUCCUCACGUCAAUGGAGUCCCCAUCCCUGCCGUCCGGAGCCCGCGAGCUGUCAACCAAGCCCCGCCUCCCCCACCCGCUUCAGGGUUGAGCAUCCCGCCUCCAAAUCCCCCGUCCAGACCGCCCUCAGAAACCGGCGGCACAACCGUCCCAAGCAUCAACGUUCUUAUGAACAGCAGUUCGGGAGGUUCAUUACCGUCGAUUUCAGCAGCGGCUCCCGGCCCUGCGCCCGCUGGCUCGGGUGCUGCAAACGGGCGACCUUCGGACGGACCGCGCGAUAUCCCUAGCGACAAGAUCGGAUUCGGCAACGAGGACAUGCGUGCUCUUCGCCAGCUUGACAAAGCUUUCAAGGCGUAGUCUCUCAUUUUACGUUCUGUUUUGCGGAUAAAGACCCUCUCAUGGCAUGCAUAGAGCCUGCGGUGAAUUGGGCUCUCUCGUUCCUAUCCAUUCCGUUUUUCUUCUCUUUUUAUCUUUUACUAUCACACUCGGUUCAGGUUGGUCGGCGUUAUACAAGAGGAGCAUGCUGCAUGGGUGGGGUCUUUUUUUAUUCUGUUUUCUUCCACGUCACUGCUUAUUUACUUCCCAUUUACAUCGGCAUAUUGGCGGUUCGUUCGACACGGUCUACGAUAUGAUUCUCUUUGCCUUGUCGCUACUGGCAAGGUAGCUAUAUUAUGCUAUCUAUGUUCCAUUUAGACAAUUUACACAGUUUAUCAAACCGAACGAGUGUAGUAAAACCCCUAUCACCUCUUAGUAUUACG
Molecule: messenger RNA, 2156 nt
Organism: Aspergillus versicolor CBS 583.65
Lineage: Eukaryota; Fungi; Ascomycota; Eurotiomycetes; Eurotiales; Aspergillaceae
Product: camp independent regulatory protein
Exons: 2
Coding region: 391-1755 (454 amino acids)
Molecular function (GO): DNA binding
Source: RefSeq, a predicted model, not a curated record